Messenger RNA from Kwoniella shivajii, 315 nucleotides. RefSeq names its product thioredoxin. Gene Ontology annotation, cellular component: cytosol. NCBI's taxonomy places the organism in Eukaryota, Fungi, Basidiomycota, Tremellomycetes, Tremellales, Cryptococcaceae. Bases 1 to 315 code for a protein of 104 amino acids. The record is from RefSeq and is a predicted model, not a curated record. Gene Ontology annotation, molecular function: protein-disulfide reductase activity. The transcript is spliced from 4 exons.
AUGGUCAAAGCUAUUGAAUCUUAUGACGAGUUCAAGACUCUUAUCUCAGGACCUGAGACUGUCGUAGUCGAUUACUGGGCUACAUGGUGUGGACCAUGUAAGAUGAUCUCUCCUCAUUUCGGUAAACUUGAAGCCAAGUACCCUGGUGUCAAAUUUGUCAAAGUCGACGUAGAGGAACAAGAGGAAAUCGCCAAAGAAGCAGGUAUCAAAGCUAUGCCAACUUUCAUCGCUUACAAAGAUGGUCAACCCAUCGAGACAGUCACCGGUGCCGUCCCCGCCAAGCUUAAUGCUCUUCUCGAAAAGAUCUCUGCUUAA